Messenger RNA from Zerene cesonia (dogface butterfly), 960 nucleotides. RefSeq lists its product as uncharacterized. The coding region runs from base 1 to 960 and encodes 319 amino acids. The transcript has a single exon. The record is from RefSeq and is a predicted model, not a curated record. Lineage: Eukaryota; Metazoa; Arthropoda; Insecta; Lepidoptera; Pieridae.
AUGCGUCGCGUCACAAUCAUUUUAGCAUGUUUGACGUCAUCAGUUAUACCUGCACAUGUGUACACGGGUUUUCAAAAACAAUACACAUCCAUAUUUAGCGAGGAACAAGUCAUCUUCACGACAAACCAUAACAUAACCAAACUCUUAGUACCAGCAGAUGGAAUUUCAUAUAUCCACCAUUCAGAUAUACCUUCAAUAUUUUUUACGGUUCACGAUAAAAAUUUAGAAGGCGAACAUUGCAUUUACGUGCUGGAAGGAUUUGCUGCUUACGAAAUUCUAGAAGGCGGGAGAGAUUCUACUUCAGACUAUGGUCCAGAUAAGGCUAUUUAUUUCGGAGCUAAAGAUGGUGUGUACGUGUAUGAUGCAGCCAGCCUAUCAGCUAAGAAGUUCGGCCCCUUCCGUGACGAUAUUAUACAAAUACAAAAAGCAAACGGUUCAGAUCUUAUCUUUUAUUUAACAACACAACACAAAAUAUACAAACUCGAAAAACACGGAAUGGUCAGAACUAAAAUAACGUCAAUAAUAUGCGCUUUGGAAUUCGUUUUGGACACCUCGAAUAAUAUUUACUUCAUAGCUUGUGAAGACAAGUUGCCUAGAAUUGUUACACCAAAGGGGAAUUUAAUAUCGUUUUUCUCUAGUGUGACCAGUGAUUUUAGCGACAUCAAACUGCUAAGACCUGCGUUUAUUAUGGAUAAUUGUGUACCGUUUUUUGCUGAUGGCGUUCUCUAUAUAAUAUACUCAAACGGAACGAGUGAGAAAAAGGAUUUUCUAAUCAAGGAGAGACCGUCAGCAUUUAGCAUUGAUGCUAUGUUAUAUGUAGUAGCAGCAAUCAAUGGGAAAAUUUAUGAAUUCAAUUUAUUGGAGAUGCUGCUAAAAUCAAUGUUUAAGGUACCAUCGCGAUGGCCCGUCAAUUUGACUAACAUUAUCAUGUCAGUUAUAGAUUCAAAAGAAAGCAUAUAG